Molecule: messenger RNA, 1729 nt
Organism: Brassicogethes aeneus
Lineage: Eukaryota; Metazoa; Arthropoda; Insecta; Coleoptera; Nitidulidae
Source: the annotation of a GenBank genome assembly
UGGUUUGGCAACGGCGGGUCCCCCUCAUUGGCCGUAGGGCAUCCCCUGUUGCCGCAUCUCUUGCGAUCAGCGCAACUCCGAAUUAUUUGGUGGCCCGCCGCGUCUCGUGAAAAUAUCCUGUGAAGAGUGUGCUGGUAAAAUAAAUGUAUCGCUCGCGUCGUUUUACGCGUAUAAAUUUGUUAGUGGUGAAUUUAGUGAGUUAAGUGUGCUAUGUCUGAGUCGCAGGGCAAUCAGCAGCAGCAGAAUAAUUGGGAAGCAUCUGCGGCGCGGCAACCUCAGCAGCAGCAGCAGCAGGGUGGAGAGAAUAAUAUGUGGUACAACAUGGGCGGUAUGUCUGCCGAUCAGCAUCAGCAGCUGAUGCAGCAGCAGCAAUUGGCGGCGCAGAUCGACGCCGCCGCCUCCAGCAGUUCCUCCAACCCCGCGCAGCAAUUGUUCUCGUACAAAAUGUCCAACAGUUUCCAGAACGCCCCGACGACGGUGUCCAGCAGUGUAAGAGGGUUCGAGUACAGGCCUGCCGAGGGGAUGCCGAACGCCAUGCAGCACCCCCAAUGGUGGUAUCCUCCCAGCAGCAUGGAUAACAUGCACAACACUCUGCAGAGCUUGCAGAAUUCCAUGCAGCAGAGCCUGCAGCAACAACAGCAGCCACCUGCUCACAGUCCCCCGCCCUCGUCAGAAGAAUCUCAAAGGCAACAACACCAACAAGAUGUGGACAGACAAAGGCAUCACCAAGAAGCUCUCCAGCAGCAUCAUCAAGCCAUAGCUGAAGCUCAGGUAAGACAUCACCAGCUUCAGCAGCAAGCCCAACAUUUGCAGCAGCAGCUUCAAAACAACCAUCACCAACAACAGCAACAUAAUCAACAUAACAACCAAUCGGUUCUGCAGCAGCAUCAGCAGGUGACGACGAACAGGCCUUCGCCGAAGGGCCGGUCCGGAAAACACAAAGAAGGCGGAAAACCGCGGGGUCCCAUGACCGGAUACGCGUUUUUCGUGCAGACUUGCCGAGAGGAGCAUAAAAAACAGCACCCAGAAGAAAACGUCGUUUUCCUGGAGUUUUCCAAAAAAUGCGCCGAAAGAUGGAAGACGAUGGUUGAUAACGAGAAAAAACGUUUCCAAGAGAUGGCCGAAGGAGACAAGAAGCGCUACGACGCGGAAAUGCAAAACUACAUUCCCCCCAAGGGCGAAAAAGUCAAAGGAAAGAAACGGAAACAAAUCAAGGAUCCCAACGCACCAAAGAGAUCAUUAUCUGCAUUUUUUUGGUUCAGUAACGAAGAAAGAGGUUCGGUAAAGGCGCAAAACCCCGAAUACGGAGUGGGCGACAUCGCAAAAGAAUUGGGCAGAAGAUGGGCUGACGCCGACCCUGAACUAAAAUCCAAAUACGAGCAGUUGGCGGCUAAAGACAAGGCACGCUACGAUAUUGAAAUGACAGCGUAUAAACAAAAGAACAACCCUGCAUUGCAGAAGGCACCAGUACCUGAGAUUUUGGAGGACGUGGAAGACGACGAAGUGGAUUAACUAAAUUAUGAUUUUCAUUGUAUAUAAAAAAUGCAAAAUUACAAUAUAGCGGCUGUUUUUCAUUUAUAUUUUGUUCGAUUCUCGUUUUUUUUUAAUGUCGUAUAUUUGUGUAUGUCUACCAGAAAAGAAUGAGUGAUAUUAUAAUAAUAAUAAUAAUAAUGAUUACCUAUUUGUUCGAUAUUUAUCGUCUUCCUUGUUUUAAUCAGCUGUGUUUUAG